Molecule: messenger RNA, 480 nt
Organism: Microplitis demolitor
Lineage: Eukaryota; Metazoa; Arthropoda; Insecta; Hymenoptera; Braconidae
Product: ankyrin repeat and protein kinase domain-containing protein 1-like
Exons: 3
Coding region: 1-480 (159 amino acids)
Biological process (GO): positive regulation of transcription by RNA polymerase II
Cellular component (GO): nucleus
Molecular function (GO): transcription cis-regulatory region binding; protein binding
Source: RefSeq, a predicted model, not a curated record
AUGAAUAUAACUAAACAAGCCAGACUACUCCAGGAUCUCAUUCGCUCUGUACGACAUUUAGACAAAGAUUUAGUAAAUGGUACAACCAAAAAUUUUGAUAUUAAUGGCAUUUACGGAUUUUACGGAACACCUCUACACAUGGCUGCGAGAAUCGGAAAUUAUGAAAUAUUUAAAAAUCUCAUCAAAAUCGGUGCUGACAUACACAAACGGAUACCGGAAACCCAAACGACAGUAUUACAUACGCCAUGGCUUCUAAAAAUGGCAAUAUCAUCAAGUCUUACCGCAGUUGGAGAUACUGCAUUGCAUAUUGCUGCUUCGAUAGGAACAAAGGAAGUUACAACAUUAUUAUUAGAUAACAACGCGAACGUCAAUGUUAAUAAUAUGCAGGGAUGGACUCCUAUCAUGAGAGCUGUUGGAGCCAAAAACUACGAAGCCAUGGAUACAUUAAUAGAAUAUUCGCCUGAUCUUUUUAACACAUAA